CGUGCCCAAACAGUGUGCGCACACAAUGAAUACCAUCCCAUCAUGUUUCACAGUCACCGUCGCGUUUCUCGUUGUCGCGAUCGGCGGUAGAGUCGCGUCUUGCAUGGAUAUCGUGCGGGCCAGGAAGUGCUGCCCGUUGAACUGGCAGUACGAUCCGGAAGUGCGGUUCUGUCGACCGGUCGAGACGGACGUUGACGAGUACCAGCAGAGGAUGCUGAAUCGACUGUGGCGCGGAUUCCAGGUGGCAGCCAAUGCGAGGUUGAGGAUGUACAAUUAUGGGGCGCUGAUAUAUUGCAACGCCACGGAAGUGCUAGUCGACGUGCCCGCCGAGGAAGUGCGUGGGCUGAUGGAGGCGCACCCGUCGCCCAUCGAGUUGCCGCCGAAGUACUGCUUCGACCUGACGCCGUCCUACAAGCUGGUGGCCCAGACGUGUCGGCCACGCGCUCAGUACUGCGGCCGGGCCAAUUACACGUGCGUCAACAAGUGCUGCAACGUCGGAUAUAUGUACGUCAUGGACCCCUUCCAUUUUGGUCCGGAUUGGAAGCAGAGCGAGAAGCCGUUCAUGUCGACCGCCUAUAUGAAACAGACACGGACCGCUGUCCUUUGGGCUGGACGAACAGCACGGUGCUGCCGUACCACGCCGAUCUCCUGUGUUCCCGCGUGAUAUUGUUAAACGACGGUUCAUGUUGACCACGAAUGGCAGCCUUUACAUCAUCUACGAACACGGCGAAUUGAUCGUACCGGACACUGAGUAUACUGCUUGGGGUCACUGAGGCCGGGCCACAGGUGGCUGAGAGUCUACGUGCGAUGAUAUGCGCCAAACACAUCGAUCCCACACAUGGCAGUUUGACGAGCUUAGUCGUUUUGACUAGUUUCGUGACGUCUGCCGUGUGCCUGGCACUCACGCUGCUCAAAGGCUACUACGUCUUUUGCUACUUGAUCUGGCCUGGUCUGCCUAACGAUCCAAAAGCGGAAACAUAUUAACAGAAUUUUUUCGUUUCCAUUCGAUAAUGUAAAAUGCUACUUUGACGUUCAUGCAAAACAACUCAAGGACAAUAUUAAUAAGAUGGAAACGUUUACUAUUCCUGAAAUGUGCAAAUCAAAAUGUUCCGUAAAAGAUCAAGAAGAAACAGAAAAUGAUACACAACAAAUUACCAAGGAAAAUGAAAAAGUGUUGGCUUAAGUUAAUCUUGAAUGUUGAAAUUUGUAAUUUAAUAAUAAAUAAUAUAAAAUCCGGUUGGACGAAUACUUUAGUAUUACUUGUAGUCCGUAGGUUCCAAAUGCAAUUAUUAUCACUUUUAAAUUAUUUAUUAAUUUAUUUUAUUGAUGUCUAAUUAUAAUAAUUUUUUUAAGUUAUUAAAUAGCUUUUAUGCACGUAGGUACCUAUG
Acyrthosiphon pisum (pea aphid) is the source of this 1388-nucleotide messenger RNA. RefSeq lists its product as uncharacterized. The coding region runs from base 26 to 664 and encodes 212 amino acids. The record is from RefSeq and is a predicted model, not a curated record. The transcript is spliced from 4 exons. NCBI's taxonomy places the organism in Eukaryota, Metazoa, Arthropoda, Insecta, Hemiptera, Aphididae.